This is a messenger RNA of Letharia columbiana, 1026 nucleotides long. RefSeq lists its product as uncharacterized. Gene Ontology annotation, molecular function: oxidoreductase activity. NCBI's taxonomy places the organism in Eukaryota, Fungi, Ascomycota, Lecanoromycetes, Lecanorales, Parmeliaceae. The transcript is spliced from 5 exons. The record is from RefSeq and is a predicted model, not a curated record. The coding region runs from base 1 to 1026 and encodes 341 amino acids.
AUGGCUCCUCAAAUCCCCAAUACCCAUAAGGCCGCUAUGUUCAAGGAAAAGGGUGGGCCCCUUAUUGUUGAGGAGAUCGAGACCAAGCAGCCUCAGGAUGGCGAGAUUCUUGUCAAGGUCCAGGCUUGCGGUGUUUGUCACUCCGAGGUUGUGGUUCAGCAAGCUAUGUUUGGAACUCCAUUCCCGAGGAUCCCGGGUCACGAAAUCAUUGGUCAUGUCGUGGCCGUCGGGCCACACGAGAAAGAGUGGAAGGUCGGCGAUAGAGUUGGUGGAGCUUGGCACGGUGGACAUGAUGGAACCUGCAAGCAAUGCCAACGGGGCUUUAACCAGGGUUGCGUGAAUGAGCAAAUCAACGGCGUGACCCGCGAUGGUGGAUUCGCCGAAUACUGCACCCUCCGCUCUGAAGCCGCCGUCCACAUCCCCACAGAUGUCGACGCUGCAAGCUAUGCUCCUCUCCUCUGCGCCGGUGUCACCGUUUUCAACUCAAUGCGCCAGAUGAAAAUUACGAGCGGUGAAACCGUCGCCAUCCAAGGUCUCGGUGGGCUCGGACAUUUGGCCCUGCAGUAUGCGAACAAAAUGGGCUACAAAGUCAUCGCGCUGUCCAGUACUGGUGCGAAAGAGAAGUUUGCGAAGGAUCUUGGCGCUCAUGUAUAUGUGGAUGGCAGCAAGGAGAAUCAUGCCGAGGCCUUGACGAAGAUGGGUGGUGCGGCGAUGAUCGUUAGCACGGCGCCCAUUCCGGCAAUCAUGGGCGACCUGGUGAAUGGGUUGGCGCCGGGAGGGAAGUUGGUGCUUUUGGCUCCAAUUGGUGAGAUCACGGUCAACACCGGGCCCCUGAUCGCGAAGGGCGCUUCAGUCCAUGGCUGGCCUUCCGGCCAGGCCCUCGAUUGCGAGGAAGCGAUUGACUUUGCAGAGCUUCAUGGCGUCAAGUGCAUGAUUGAGAAGUUCCCUCUUGCGAAAGCUAACGAGGCGUAUGAUUAUAUGAUGGCUGGGCACCCAAGGUUUAGGUGUGUGUUGGUGAUGGAGUAG